AUGUUCAGUCUUACCGUUGAUGUUUGGGAUGAUAGCACACAGUCCUCGAAGAAUGCCAGUUCUCGGAGUAGAUUCGCCUCUCCGAUAACGGGUUCGACCAGUCGACAACAGCUGUGGACCAAUGAGUCGCCCUUUCAUGCCAGCGCUGGUACAACUACGGAUCUAUUGGAAGAUGAUACUCUUGGUGACGAGGAUGAGUAUGGCGAGGACGAGGAUGUGGUGGACAGCUUUGAUGAUGAAGAACUUGAGGAAAUAUUGAAAGAAGUAUUCAACGUGCCGUCAGGUUCCGUUUGUGUUAGUGGUGAUUUGGUUGAGCCACACCCGCCUUCUUCACCCGUCCUGAAACAAAAGCAUCAACAGCAACCACAGAAUCGGUCUGUCGAACCGACCGUUCAAAUGCAAACUAGCCUUGAUGAUGUCAAUUAUUACAUGCUUGCGGACGACUUUCUGAACAUGGCCGGCAAUUUCGCUAACACGAGUGUCGACUUGAAGCAGCACAUCGCUGUUCCACCUGCCCAAGGGCCACUGCCUCUAGGUGCAUUCGCUGAACAGCCACAAAGACGCGCAGAACAGGCUGUGUCUGGAGCGGAUCCGAAACGGAAAUUGAAUUGGCGCCCAGGGUAA
Mesocestoides corti is the source of this 624-nucleotide messenger RNA. The record is from the annotation of a GenBank genome assembly. NCBI's taxonomy places the organism in Eukaryota, Metazoa, Platyhelminthes, Cestoda, Cyclophyllidea, Mesocestoididae.